Messenger RNA from Apiotrichum porosum, 1551 nucleotides. RefSeq lists its product as uncharacterized. NCBI's taxonomy places the organism in Eukaryota, Fungi, Basidiomycota, Tremellomycetes, Trichosporonales, Trichosporonaceae. The coding region runs from base 1 to 1551 and encodes 516 amino acids. The record is from RefSeq and is a predicted model, not a curated record. Gene Ontology annotation, cellular component: plasma membrane. Gene Ontology annotation, molecular function: carbohydrate:proton symporter activity. Gene Ontology annotation, biological process: carbohydrate transport; transmembrane transport. The transcript has 7 exons.
AUGGCCAUCCCGCGCUCCAUAGUGUUCUGUUUCAUGGCUGCCUUUGGCGGCUGGGUGUUUGGAUAUGACAUUGGUUAUAUCUCUGGUUGUUUGAUUAUGCCGGAUUUCGUCCAAACUAUGGGUGGCGACUACGAUGGAGCUACAGACUCCUGGGAACUCAGCUCUCAGAAGCAGAGUAUCAUCACAUCGUUGCUCUCCGCUGGUACCUUCUUUGGCGCACUCCUUCAGACUCUCACCUCCGACCGCCUUGGACGAAAAUACUCGAUCAUGUUUUGGUCCGCCAUCUUCCUGGUCGGGGUUGUAAUCCAAACCGCCUCGUUCGGGCUUGUGCAGCUCACCAUCGGUCGUUUCUUUGCUGGCCUGGGUGUUGGUGCUCUUUCGGCCAUUGUACCCCUCUACAUUGGAGAAGCGGCACCGAAGAAGAUCCGCGGUACACUGCUAGUACUCUACCAGGUCCAGAUCAUCUCGGGCCUGUUCCUCGCGUACAUUAUCGACCUGGCCACCCAUGCCAUGCCCAACUCUGGAUCGUGGCGCAUUCCCAUCGGACUUCAGAUCAUAUGGGGCAUCAUGCUCAUGCUCGGGGCAGCUAUUCUUCCCGAGUCCCCGCGUCUGCUUCUUGGGAAGGGAAAGCAAGAGGCCGCUCUCAAAUCGAUUGCAGCACUGAACGACUGCAACAUCGAAGACCCGCUGGCCCGCGAAAUCUACGACGACCUCGAAGAGGCGGUCGCUGCGGAGAAUGCCGACGGCCAGGCCAGCUGGCUUGAGUGCUUCUCCACUCGCUCGAUGAUGUGGAAGCGAACUCUCAAUGGAAUGAUGAUCCAGUUUUUGCAGCAGCUCAACGGCCAGAAUUUCUACUACUACUACGGACCGGUCUUCUUCAAGGCCGCGAGGAUUGAAACUCUCAACUCGUACACGAUUCAAGUCCUCAUGGGUGGUGUCUCAUUCGCCAUGGUCCUUCCGGCCAUGUGGACAAUUGAACAUGUGGGCCGUCGCAAGUCGCUGCUCAUCGGUGCCGCCUUCAUGGCCUGCUGUGCCAUUAUUGCCGGCCUUGUCGGGCAUUUCUUCACCGACAGUCCAAAUGUCCCUGCAGGCAAGGAGCGCAUGGGCGGAAACGUCCUUGUGGCCUUUGCACUCCUUCACGUGUCAGCUUUCAGUCUGUUUUGGGGACCAACCCCUUGGGUCUUGCUGGGCGAGACCUUCCCUCUCCGCGUUCGUCCCAAGGCAAUUGCACUGGGAUCCGCCACCAACUGGUUCUGGAACUUCAUGCUGUCUUAUUUCAGUCCCCUCAUUGCGGCCGACAUUGGUCCCCUCAUUCUACUCGUGUUCUGCGGAGUGUUGAUUGUGGCCUUCUUCUACGUGUUCUUCAUGAUUCCGGAGACCAGGGGUAUCUCGCUCGAGGAGGUGGACGAACUUUAUCGCUCCAAGAUCCCGGCCUGGCGUUCAGGCUCCUGGAAGCCUGCGGAGCGUCAUCACCAUCACGUGGAGGGCAAGAUGUCCGACGAGGAACACCAGGAGCACGCGAGGGCUGCGGCAGUGUUCACCCACCACUAG